AUGACGACCUUACCUUCAACCCAUGACUGUAUUGGAUGCGCUUCUUGUCCAGGUUUUGCUGGGUACGAGAAAGAGCUUAUUCAACGAACCCGCGAGUUCAUGGGAGACGUCAAAUGGAAGCGACUUGAGGCAAUAUGCUGCAAGCUGGGAAGCUCGCCAUGUCACCUUACGAUGGAGGUCGUGACUGGCCAGUACGAUAUGACAAGGCGGGCACUGUUCAAUGACGGCAGGUCAAUGACUAUUCGCCUUGGUAUGCCUUCCUACAGUUUCAUGCAUGCUUCCCGGGACAUGAAAAUGGAACUGCGCUCGGAGGUUGCAACUAUGAAAUUUUUCAAAGCACGAACCUCCAUUCCGGUCCCUGAGAUUUAUCACUUCGAACCAGACGAACACGAUAUUGGAGCACCAUAUUUCAUUAUGGGAUACAUACCGGGCGAGAUAGCGUUUGAUGGUCACAAUCAAACAAACGACCCUUUGUAUGGGCUUGGGACCCGUGAGCAGGACCAAAACUUCCGACGCCAACUGGCAGCAAUUCAAGUCGAACUGGCAUCCAUCAAGUUCGAUAAGAUAGGAUCUCUGUAUGAAAAUCAAGAAACUGGAGAGUUCUACAUUGGCCCUGACAGUGAGACAGGGCAGGGUCCUUGGGGGUCGUCUCUUGAGUACUACCGCUAUCUUGCCAACGAAACACUGCAGAAUUGUCUCCGGUAUGCACCAGAAGAUACGAAAGACGACAUUUCUUUUUCACUUCCGGUCAUUUUUGAACGACUCGUCGCAAUGUACACCGAAGAGAGCUCGAUCCCAGGGCCAUUUGGCCUUACACAUGAGACAUUCGGGGCUUCAAAAACUCUUGUCAAUGAGCAGUUCGACAUUAUGACGUUUAUCCGUUAUCGGGGCUUUCUUUCUGGCCCCAUUGAGCUCCAAGCACAGUUUCCUCUUUUUAGCAGGACUGGAGAUACUACCGCCAUUCCACGUCGAAACCAGGCCUCCUGCAAUCAAGAGAAACAAACUUGCAAAGCGCAGGAUCGAAGAGUACAAGCGCAUGGUUCAGGAGCAUGA
Penicillium malachiteum is the source of this 1053-nucleotide messenger RNA. RefSeq names its product phosphotransferase family protein. The record is from RefSeq and is a predicted model, not a curated record. Lineage: Eukaryota; Fungi; Ascomycota; Eurotiomycetes; Eurotiales; Aspergillaceae. The transcript has 2 exons. The coding region runs from base 1 to 1053 and encodes 350 amino acids.